AUGGUUAUCACUUUACUGCUAUCAUGUAUCUUUCUCAUAUUGCUGUGCCAUUACCUUAUUCAUCAUGGAAGAUUUUGGCAACUUAUCGAUCAAAUACCAGGACCACCGCCGCUUUUAAUAAUCGGCAAUGCUCUUUUGUGGUGCACCUGUUCAGUUGAAGAGCAAUUGAAGAUUCUGGAAAAAUACCUUAAGAUUUAUCAUCCUGUUGCUAAGGUGUGGACUUUCAAUAUUGCAGGUGUUCUUGCUAGUCAUCCUGAUGACGUGCAGACAAUAUUAAGCAACUCGAAACAGCAUAUUGGAAAAAGGUAUGCAUACACAUUUUUGUAUCCUUGGUUGGGAACUGGCCUACUUACUAGUGAAGGAACGAAAUGGCAUGAAAGAAGAAAGAUGCUUACGCCAGCAUUUCAUUUUAAUAUGUUGAAACAAUUUGUUGAUAUUUUCAUUGAGGAAGGCAAUUAUAUGACGCAAUGUUUGAAAGAUAUUGAAGGAUCGACUGUUAAUGAUUUAAUCUUCUUUACUAGUCAUUAUACGUUGAAUGUAAUAUGUGAAACCGCUAUGGGAAUUUCUCUGAAAGAUAUGGGCGAAUUUCAACAACAGUAUCGCAAAGCAGUUCAUGAAAUCACUAAACUGAUCAUGGCUAGAGGAACGAACCCGUUGUUUUAUCCUAAUGUGAUUUUUGCAUUUUCGUCACUGUGUAGAAGACAAGCUAAAGUUUUAAAAAUAUUGCAUGGAUUCACCGAGAAACUCGCCAGUCAUCAACUCGGGCGUGAUACUGGCGAAUUAGUCGGAGCCACACACGAAAUCAUCAUAAAUGGCUGUGCCAGCGCCACAGAUUCACCGCAAUACUGGGGCGACUGGGGCUGUGGAUUGGCACUAAUUUUCUUAGAUAGGCUAUGA
This is a messenger RNA of Linepithema humile (Argentine ant), 897 nucleotides long. Lineage: Eukaryota; Metazoa; Arthropoda; Insecta; Hymenoptera; Formicidae. The record is from RefSeq and is a predicted model, not a curated record.